Messenger RNA from Macaca mulatta (Rhesus monkey), 3039 nucleotides. It is a transcript of the gene MICALL2, whose product is annotated as MICAL like 2. The record is from RefSeq and is a predicted model, not a curated record. Gene Ontology annotation, molecular function: protein binding. Lineage: Eukaryota; Metazoa; Chordata; Mammalia; Primates; Cercopithecidae.
CUCGGGACCCGGCGCUUGUCUCCCUCAGUCCGGCUCAGCUCGGAGUGGGCGCCGCGGGUCUGGCGGUGCGGUAGCGGCCCCAGCGUCUGUCUCACCGGGCGGGCGGGCGCGGUACAGCCGCGGGAAGGUGUCGGAGGGCGGUUCCGCCGAGCGGCGGGCGAGCCGCUCACAUGGCGGCCAUCAGGGCGCUGCAGCAGUGGUGCCGGCAGCAGUGCGAGGGCUACCGCGACGUGAACAUCUGCAACAUGACCACGUCGUUCCGCGACGGCCUGGCCUUCUGCGCCAUCCUGCACCGCCACCGGCCCGACCUCAUAAACUUCAGUGCUCUCAAGAAGGAAAACAUUUAUGAAAACAAUAAACUGGCCUUCCGCGUGGCCGAGGAGCACCUGGGCAUCCCGGCCUUGCUGGACGCCGAGGACAUGGUGGCCCUGAAGGUGCCUGACCGGCUGAGUAUCCUGACCUACGUGUCCCAGUAUUACAACUACUUCCACGGCCGCUCCCCCAUUGGGGGCAUGGCAGGCGUGAAGAGGGCCUCGGAGGACUCUGAGGAGGAGCCGUCUGAGAAGAAGGCUCCAGUCCAGCCAGCCACGCUGCCGUCGCCUACCCCCACCCGGAAGCCUCCACUAUCUCCAGCCCAGACAAACCCUGUGGUCCAGAGGAGGAAUGGGGGUGCAGAGGGUCCACCCCCCAAGACUGGCCAGGUGUCAUCGGGCAGCUCGGUCAGCAGCAUCUGCGGGAUCUGCGGUAAGCACGUGCACCUGGUACAGCGGCACCUGGCCGAUGGGAGACUCUACCACCGCAGCUGCUUCAGGUGCAAGCAGUGCUCCUGCACGCUGCACUCGGGGGCCUACAGGGCCACCGGAGAGCCGGGCGCCUUCGUCUGCACCAGUCACCUCCCUGCGACUACCUCUGCAAGCCCCAAGUUGCCUGGUCUGGUCCCCCAACGGCCAGGGGCCAUGGCUGUGAAUUCCAGGACCCCCUGUUCCCCGCAGAAGGCCCAGGAGGCGAACAAGCCCAAGGCCAGACCGUCGGCCUGGGAGCCUGCUGCGGGCAACUCGCCUGCCAGGGCUUCCGUUCCGACCACACCCAACCCUCCAGCCACCAGCGCCGCAUCCGUCCGUGUGAGGAGCCCAGCCAGGCCCUCUGAGAGCUGCGCGGCCCCCACUCCCCUGGAGGGGAAAGUCCGCCCUCGUGUGACCAACAGCUCCCCGAUGGGCUGGUCGUCAGCUGCCCAGCGCACAGCAGCGGCCGCCUCCCAUCCCCCUGUGCCCCCGAGUGCCCCAGACCCUCGCCCGGCCACAUCCCAGGGCGGGGGAGCUCCCCGAGUGGCAGCUCCUCAAACCACGGUCAGUUCAAGCUCCACGUCUGCAGCCACCGUGGAUCCCCCAGCCUGGACCCCAUCUACCUCCAGGACCCAGCAGGCCCGGAAUAAGUUUUUCCAAACAUCAGCGGUGCCCCCCGGCACCAGCCCUGCUGGCAGGGGUCCUGCGUCGUCACUUGCUCCUUCCAGGGACAGCAGCAAGGAGCAGGCACGGAACUUCCUCAGGCAGGCCCUCUCGGCGCUGGAAGAGGCUGGCGCUCCGACGCCUGGCAGGCCCUCCCCAGCCACUGCCCCUGUUCCCAGUUCUCAGCCCAAAACUGAAACACCACAAGCAAGUCCCUUAGCCAAGCCAUUACAGCCCACGUCUCCCCAGGCUUUUGGCAUCCCUUCAAGGACGGACCCGCCAGCCCCCCUGAGCACGAGCAGCACCUCUCAGGCAUCCGUGUCGCCCCCGGCAGGCAGGAGGAGCUUGGCCAAACCCUCGGGGGUCGGCAGGGUGGGUGCUGGCUCCAGGCCGAAGCCAGAGGCGCCGACGGCAAAGGGUAAAAGCACCACCUUAACGCAGGACGGGAGCGCCAGCCCCCAGGAAGGCCAGGAGGAUGGGCCAGCAGGAUGGAGAGCGAAUCUGAAGCCCGUGGACAGGAGAAGCCCAGCUGAGAGGACUCUGAAGCCCAAGGAACCACGGGCCCUGGCAGAGCUGAGGGCGGGGGAGACCCCCGGGAAGGUCUCAGGCAGCUUUGCGGGGAGUGUCCACAUCACCCUGACCCCCGUGAGACCUGAGAGGACGCCGCGCCCAGCCAGCCCAGGACCCAGCCUCCCAGCCAGGUCCCCCUCCCCACCCCGCCGCAGGAGACUGGCCAUCCCUGCCAGCCUUGACGUUUCUGACAACUGGCUUCGUCCGGAGCCCCCUGAACAGGAAGCCCGAGCGCAGAGCUGGAAGGAGGAGGAGAAGAAACCUCACCUUCAGGGCAAACCAGGGAGACCCUUGUCCCCGGCCAAUGUCCCUGCUCCACCUGGCGAGACGGUGACCUCCCCAGUCAGGCUGCACCCCGACUACCUCUCCCCGGAGGAGAUACAGAGGCAGCUGCAGGACAUCGAGAGGCGGCUGGAUGCCCUGGAGCUCCGCGGUGUGGAGCUGGAGAAGCGGCUGCGGGCAGCCGAGGGAGAUGAUGCUGAGGACGGCCUCAUGGUGGACUGGUUCUGGCUUAUUCACGAGAAGCAGCUUCUGCUGAGACAGGAGUCAGAGCUGAUGUACAAGUCCAAGGACCAGCGUCUGGAGGAGCAGCAGCUGGACAUCGAGGGCGAACUGCGCCGGCUCAUGGCCAAGCCUGAGGCUCUGAAGUCCCCACAGGAGCGGCAGCAGGAGCAGGAGCUGCUGGAGCGGUACGUGAGCACCGUGAAUGACCGCAGUGAUAUCGUGGACUCACUGGAUGAGGACCGGCUCCGGGAACAAGAGGAGGAUCAGAUGCUGCGGGACAUGAUUGAGAAGCUGGGCCUCCAGAGGAAGAAGUCCAAGUUCCGCUUAUCCAAGAUCUGGUCACCAAAAAGCAAAAGCAAAAGCAGCACCUCCCAGUAGCGGCCAGUGGGGCCGUGGGCUCGGCCCGGACCCGGCAUUCGGACUUGGACUCAGGAAGGGCCUCCUGUCCCUACAAGGGGCAUGUGGACAGCAGGGACCUGCGCUACCGUCUGUGGCCUCAAUAAAGAAACGGACCACACGG